AAAAAAAAAAAAAGUGUCUGUUCAGUCUGCCGUCUUAGUCCAGAACGCCCCGAAUCGUUUUCGGAACCGCGGUGCCCCUUUCUGGUUGGACUCAGCAUUUCCACAAGACGAGUGGAUCUAGUUCUCAGCUCUGACCGUCUUGAUCAUGGACUUCAUUUGCAGACAGAGUUCUGAACGGCUUCUGACUGUUUCUAGGAAUGACAUACAUCUUCCUAUGGGGAGAUUUACCAUGUUUAAGAUUUUAUGAAAACAUGGCCGUAAAUGGUUGCCGAGGCCAGGAAGCAUUGGGUCCUCUGGGAAGGCUGUGAGAAGCAUUCAGGGAACGGGUUAGGCCGUUCCCGACUCAGCUGUCUUUAUGACUCUCGUUCCACUGUGUGGCCCUUCCUAGGUAAAUGAGCCUCGUUGCCACUGUGACUUGCACCCAGGUGGUCAGGGACAGGUGUAGUCUCGUAUGUCAAUUGACGGUGUCCCCUCCCCUAGUCUGAUAGCUCUCGGAGUAGGGGUGCCCUCAGGUGGGUGUGAACGCCCGGGUGCAAGACUAACCUAAGGAAGAAGUUGGUGCUGAGCUGGUGUCAUUUUUCCUUUUAGGCUCCUGUGACGUUUGAUGACAUCACAGUGUACUUGCUCCAGGAGGAAUGGAUGCUGCUGAGUCAGCAACAGAAGGAGAUCUGUGGUUCUGACAGGCUGCUGGCACCGCUGGGACCAACUCUCGCCAACCCAGAGCCGUUCUAUAAGUUUGAGCGAGGGCCAGAACCAUGGCUAGGCAGCAUCCAGGGCCGGAGGCAUCUCCUGGGCCACUACCCAGGAAAAAAGAUGGGCUACAUAGAGGAGAUGGGCGUGCACAGUCCAGCCAGAGAAGCUGGACCCUACCGGCCACCUCAGAAGAAAGCCUGCCUUCCCCACCUCAGGGCAGAGGGCAGCGCCACUGAGGAAGACUGCGCGGGAAAGAGCAGAAAGCCCCUGAAGCCCCGGUCCAUCCAGAAGUCGUGGUUUGCGCAGUUCCCGUGGCUGGUCAUGAGCGAGGAGCAGACAGCCCUGUUUUGCUACGCCUGCCGGGAAUUCCCGUCCGUCAGGGACAGACGGUCCAGACUGAUAGAAGGUUAUACAGGACCGUUCAAGGUGGAGACUCUCAAAUACCACGCCAAGAGCAAAGCUCACCUGUUCUGCGUCGAUGCCUUGGCAGCUCGGGACCCCGUCUGGGCAUCCCGUUUCCAGGGCAUCCGAGACGCCAGUCCAGAGCCCCUCUUCCCUGCUCAGUAUCCCAUCCUGUACCCCGCAGGGCCCCUGGGAGCCUAUCGCAGCGUGGCCCAGCUCCCGCCCAGCUCACGAGCUGACGUGGCGGGCCCUGGGCAGGACGGAGCAAUUCCUGCGUCGCAUCUGGACUGCAGUUCCAAUCUGAGGCGUAAAGAAAUCGCUGAUGACAUCCCCAACUCCUCAAACACUAGCGUUUUGUGUAAUGACUCUGCCGAACCCUGCAGCCGGGACCCUUCCGGAGAGGGGCUGUUUGCGGAGGUUCCGGUGGCCUUCGAGGACGUGGCGGUGUAUUUCACGCAGGACGAGUGGGGCUCGCUAGACAAGCGGCAGAAGGAGCUGUACAGAGACGUGAUGUGGAUGAACUACGAGCUGCUGGCGUCCCUGGGGCCUGCUGCUGCCAAACCCGACUUGAUCUCAAAACUGGAGCGUAGAGCUGCACCCUGGAUCAAGGACGCACAUGGGCCGAAGUGGGGGAAAGGGAAAAGGAAGACGGUGGCUGCCAGAGCAGCAGACGCGCGGGCCCGGGCUGGAGAAGCUGCAUCGCCUCCAGCUCCUACGGAGACGUGUUCCCCCUACAGCGGUCCCGGCCUUUGUGAAGUAGAAGCAGGUGGGCCCAGGAAAAUCAAGAGGACGUACAGGCCCCGCUCGAUUCAGAGGUCGUGGUUUGGGCAGUUCCCAUGGCUGGUCAUCGACCCAGAGGAGACCAAGCUCUUCUGCUCGGCUUGCAAAGAAAGACCGAGUCUCCAUGACAAAUCAUCACGGUUGGUCCGAGGUUACACGGGGCCUUUUAAAGUGGAGACUUUGAAAUACCACGAAGUCAGCAAAGCACACAAGCUCUGCGUCAACACUGUCGAAAUCAAGGAAGAUGCCCCUCAGGCCGCCCUGCUCCCAGACAUCUCCAGUGACCUGAUGGCGAACAUGGAGCACUUUUUCAACGCCGCCUACUCCAUCGCCUACCACUCGAGGCCCCUGAACGACUUUGAGAAGAUCCUGCAGCUCCUCCAAAGCACUGGGACCAUGAUUUUGGGCAAGUACCGAAACCGCACCGCGUGCACACAGUUCAUCAAAUACAUCUCCGAGACCCUGAAGAAGGAGAUCCUCGAGGACGUGCGGGACUCCCCGUGCGUGAGCCUGUUGCUGGACAGCUCCACAGACGCCUCCGACCAGGCCUGUGUGGGGAUUUACAUCCGCUACUUUAAGGGGCCAGAGGUGAAAGAGUCUUACAUCACGCUGGCCCCGCUCUACAGUGAGACGGUGGACGGGUACUUCGAGACCAUCGUCUCUGUCCUGGAUGAACUGGACAUCCCUUUCCGGAAGCCCGGUUGGGUGGUGGGCCUGGGCACUGAUGGCUCAACCAUGCUGAGCCGCAGGGGAGGCCUCGUGGAAAAGCUCCGGGAGCUCGUCCCGCAGCUGCUGCCCGUGCACUGCGUGGCCCACCGGCUGCCCCUGGCCGUGGUGGACGCGUGUGGCGGCAUCGACCUGGUGAAGAAGUGUGACCGGCACAUGCGAACCGUCUUCAAGUUUUAUCAGUCCUCGAACAAAAGGCUGAAUGAGCUGCAGGAGCGGGCGGCUCCCCUGGAGCAGGAGAUCACCCGCCUGAAGGACCUGAACACUGUCACGUGGGUGGCCAGCAAGAGACGCACGCUGAACGCGCUCGUCGUGAGCUGGCCCGCCCUGGCUCGGCACCUCCAGAGUGUGGCGGAAGCGGGGGGCCAGGUCGGGCACAGGGCCAAGGGCAUGCUGAAGCUGAUGAAGAGCUUCCACUUUGUCAAGUUCUGCCACUUCCUCUUGGACUUCCUGAGCGUCUACAGGCCUUUGUCUGAGGUAUGCCAGAAAGAGAUCGUGCUGAUCACGGAGGUGAACUCCACGCUGGGGCGGGCCUAUGUCGCCCUGGAGACCCUCCGUCACCAGGCAGGGCCCAAAGAGGAGGAGUUCAAUGCCGCCUUCAAGGACGGGCAGCUCCACGGCAUCUUCCUGGACAGAGUGGAGAUGGCAGAACAGAGGUUCCAGGCAGACAGGGAGAGGACGAUCCGGACGGGGAUCGAGUACCUCCGGCAGAGGUUCGAUGCGGACCGUCCCCCCCAGCUCAAGAACAUGGAGGUGUUCGACACCAUGGCCUGGCCAAGCGGGCUCGAACUGGCUGGUUUUGGGGAUGAUGAUAUUCUUGCCCUCGCCAGGUACUUUGAGCUCUCCCUCCCGCCAGGGUUCAGCGAGGAGGCACUGCUGGAGGAAUGGCUGGGCCUCAAAGCCGUCACCAGGAACCUGCCGUUCUCCAUGCUGUGUAAGACCGCCCUGGCCCAGCACCGCCGCUUCCCCGUGCUGAGCAGGCUGGUGGCAGUGGUGGCCUGCGUGCCCAUCUCCACCUCCUGCUGUGAGCGGGGAUUCAGUGCCAUGAACCGGAUCAGGACCGAUGAGAGGACCAAGCUCUCUAACGAGGUGAUCAACAUGCUCAUGAUGACAGCAGUGAACGGUGUGGCGGUCACAGAGUACGACCCCCAACCCGCCAUCCAGCACUGGUACCUGACCUCCUCGGGCCGGCGCUUCAGCCACGUCUGCACCUGCGCCCCAGGGCCUCCCCGCUCCCACGCAAGGGCAGAGCUCAGGAAGGAGGAGAUGGGAGCGCUCUGUGUGGAGGGGGCCGUGCCCCAGAAGCCGCCCAUUCCAUCCUCCGCGGAACCGGUGGAGAUCCUGAAGGACUGCAGCACGGACCCUCCGGACAGACUCCUGUACCCCCACACCAGCCAGGACACCCCCAAGCUGCCCUGAUAAGGCUCUGCAGGAGCAGGAACCCCAGGGGUUGCCUUGGAGACGCUGUGCUGCCCCCUGGUGGUCAUGCUGAUAGGCUCUGCAGAUCCUGGGCUACCCUAGAAUCUUCCUUUGGUGGGGACUUUCUAAGCCCCAGGAAGUGGGCAGUGACAAGGUAGUUGUGCCCACAUCCCAGAGAGGCGGGGCAGUCAGGAGGGCACUGCCUAUUUGCCACGGCCCCUGCCUAAGCAGAGCAGGGACCGCACAGCACUUAAAUAUGCAGAAAGGUUCUUAUCUCAAGUUCACUUUCAAGGUGCUUCAGGAAAUAAUCCCAUCAUGAAAGAUUUCACUGCAUGUUCUGGUGGCAAGGAGACUUUUCUGAAGUGGGAGAGACCGUUGCGGGUAGGGGCCUAAAGGAGCACCCCAGGCCCCCGGGAAAGGUGGAGAGUCUUCCAGGGACGCUGCCCACGGCCUCAGUGGCCUGGGGAAAGCACGGAGUGAGGGGCAGAGGAUGGCCAGGCUCCAGGGACAGCUGGCCUGGCUCUGGGAUCUGUCACCCUGGCUCCGUGGCAGAAGCAGGGAUACCCCAACUUCAGAGGGGAGACUGGCGUCAGAGGAUUUCUCUACCUUCUGCCAGGGCCUUCCUUUAGGAUGAGACACACAAAAGCCCUGCCCGGGGUGCAACGGCAAGGGCUGUCCGAUGCGCCCCCCAGUCACACCGCUUGUGUUCGCCCUGCGUUGUGCUCAGCCAGCUUCCUAAGGAGUGGACGGGACCAAGUUGCCCUCCGGAAGCUGGGACCUGGCCCCAGCUCUCACGCAGGCAGCGGUUCAACCACGAUUAAGCCUUCCUCUUCGCCAUGCCUCAGUUCCCUCUCGAGGCGGCAGCAGAGAGUCCAAGUGCCUGCUGGCUCCCAGCCUGCCCCAGAACUAGUACCUCCAUCUCCCUGAAACUCAGGCCUCAGCCCUUUGUCUUCAUCCCCUGCUACCCACGUCUCUAGUGGGAAGAGUUGUUCCCUAGACAUGCCAUGGGCGUGACAGUCUAGUCCACUCUUCCCAUAGUUGCUCUGGGGACAGCCUGGUGCUCCCUAGGGUGCUUGUGAAAUAUGCUCCACCCAGACCUGCUCACUCAGACCCCUGGGGCUGGGGCUCAGUGCCUGGCUGUUUCCAGCAAGAGCCCAGGAACUCCAUGGACCCGCUCAAGGCACAGAAGGGCGUCCCUCACCUUCCCGGCCCCAUCUCCCCUACACCUGAAGUGAAGCACUUUCCUUGGCGGUCAGCCUCCUUUCGGCAGGCCCCCGCUGCUUCUCUCCCACCUUCCUAACCCCGGCAGGGAACAGGGAGGUUGGAGGGAAGGGCUCCCUCGGCCCUGCCUUUUGCUGCCCAGCUGGGGUCCCUGCUCUGUGCUGCAUGUCCGGAUGGCCUGGCUCUCGGCCAGCAGGAUGUCCACUUCCCCUUCCCAGGAGGUGCCAAGAGCCCUGAGGUGCUGCCAUCUGAGCAUCGCGCUGUACAGCUGACCCCUGGUUCCCAGUGUUUCUGACUCUGCCUUCCUGUCGCCCUUAGCACAGCCUAAGCACCACCCCUGUUCAGUUUCCUUCAGCUUUGAGCCAGGAAUUCCGCUCUCACUUUCUACCUUUUCACUUGUGGGAACGUCUGUCUUCCAGCCCUGUGGGCUGGGGUCUGAGGUGUACCACGGGCCCUUGGAGCUAGAGCUCCGGCAGGGUUACUGCCACGUGGCCAGGAUGGAGCCCAGGCCUCCCUCAGCUAUUCACAUAAGUUUCUAUGUGGAGGUCAGGGAUUCGCCCUCUGCCGGAUGGAGUGGAAGACAGAAAGGCCCUUUAAAGUGGAGGCGUAGCCCUGCCCUAUCCGCAGGGAUUCCAGACUGAGGUGACUUUCCUGCAGGCACCCUCCCUGUGGUAUCUUCCAGCCUUUAAGACUCAGAGCAAGAGGCUAGUCCUGGGAGCAACAGUGUACAUGGGUCCCACACACGCGCUUCCCUGUGUGGGUCUAGGCACUGAACCAGGUACGUGCCCUGCCUCUGCAUACCUGCUCUGAGCAAGCCUCCAGUGCCAGCCCACGAGAAAGCUGGGCCCCUCGGAAACGCUGUUUAUUGUGGGGAUUUGCGUUACCCUUUUCUCCAAGGGCGCGGGUGUGCUCUGGCUAGUCUUUAUUAGCUCAAGACAGAGGACUACGUUUUCUUGUGCUGGAAUGCAGGGCUGAAGUGGGCUGAGCAUCCUCAAGGGAGACCUGUUGCCCAGGCUGGCCUCACUUUUGUUCCAAGGGACUUCGAGCUUCAGACCCCAGAGUCUGGUGAUCCGCUCAUUAGAGAGGCUUCCUGUUUUUGCCUCACAAGAAAAUAAACCGAAGGACAUUGGGAAUAGAAGGAGCGGUCACUCUGCCUUUGCCCAGAGCCCUGGCCAUGCCUGCGCCAUCCUUCCCCACCUGUCACCUUCAUGGCAUCUCCAUGUUCCCAUCCUGGCAUCCCCCCACCCGCCACACCCCGUGACCAACAUUCUGAAUAACCAGCAUUAUAACUGACACCAGGUGUCAGUAGCCAUAGGGGCCAGGUGGGAGGGACGGACCUCAGUCCCCCCACCUCCUAGCCAGACAUUAGAAAGCAUAACCUGCUCCAGACCUUCCGCUUCUCUCAGGCCCAGGCUGGGUUCCUCGGGUGCUAAGUAUUUAGCAGGACAGCGUGAAGAUUAGCCCAAUCCCCUCAUCCAGGUGGCUGACGGUCAAGGACACGGGGGUGGAGGAGUGACCCAGGGAUAUCUUCUUUGCCUCUGGUUUCAAAAAUGUGCAAAUGAGGUUUAUAAAACCACGAUUCUCAACAUUUUGCUAUAUGAAUAAAGCAGAGUUUAU
Pteropus alecto (black flying fox) is the source of this 6858-nucleotide messenger RNA. RefSeq names its product zinc finger protein 862 (gene ZNF862). Gene Ontology annotation, biological process: regulation of DNA-templated transcription. The coding region runs from base 640 to 4020 and encodes 1126 amino acids. NCBI's taxonomy places the organism in Eukaryota, Metazoa, Chordata, Mammalia, Chiroptera, Pteropodidae. Gene Ontology annotation, molecular function: protein dimerization activity. The record is from RefSeq and is a predicted model, not a curated record. The transcript has 7 exons.